Messenger RNA from Pestalotiopsis fici W106-1, 1506 nucleotides. RefSeq lists its product as uncharacterized. The coding region runs from base 1 to 1506 and encodes 501 amino acids. The transcript is spliced from 3 exons. Gene Ontology annotation, molecular function: monooxygenase activity; oxidoreductase activity, acting on paired donors, with incorporation or reduction of molecular oxygen; heme binding. The record is from RefSeq and is a predicted model, not a curated record. Lineage: Eukaryota; Fungi; Ascomycota; Sordariomycetes; Amphisphaeriales; Sporocadaceae.
AUGGCUCUGUGGGACAUUGUGGUACUAAGCGCCGUGCUUGGAGUUGUAUAUCGAAUCAUUGUCACUUACAAUGAAUGGCAACAGCUUCGCCACAUUCCAGGUCCAUUUCUUGCCCGCUUCACCCGUUUUUGGCUGGUCAGACACAUUCUAGGAGGCGUCUACGUUGAAAAGUUGUCCCAACUUCACGAGAGAUACGGCCCCGUCGUGGUGUUGGCUCCCGACUUGGUCUCGCUUAGCGACCCGGCCGAGAUCAAGUCGAUUGGCGGGGUUAGGUCUCCAUGGGGGCGGUCCGUGAUCUAUCAGGCCUUCCGCUUCGCUCCCGGUCCGGACGGCGACUCGGUUCUGAGCAUGCGCGACGAUCGUGCUCAUGCGCGGAUGCGAGCCAAGCUCAUGCCGGGCUACGCCGGCAAGACGGUCGAAGGCGUGGAGCAAAUGGUGGACAAGCACGUCACGCAGCUCGUCGACAUUAUCGAGGCUCGCUACGUCACGAUUCCGGGGGCAGACUACCGGCCCGUCGAUCUGUCUCUGCUGGCGCAGUAUCUGACCAUUGAUGUCAUCACGUCAUUUGCUUUCCAAGAGUCUUUUGCCUGUCUGGAGCGUGAUGCUGAUUUUCACGGCUACCUCGAGUCGGUCGGCAGGUCGGUGCCGUAUCUCUUGUCCUUUAGCUGUUUCCCCGUGGCCGCGUAUCUCAUGGACUUCUCGGCGCUGGGCAAGAUCUUUCCCGAGGGCGGCUUCUUCCCCAAGGUAUUUGAAAUGGCCCAUCGGCAGGUCGGCAAGCGGUACGGCCAGCAGGAGCACGAGCUGCGGGAGCGCAACGACGUGCUGGGCACCUGGGUGGCCGCGGGGCUCAGCGCGCGCGAGCUCGAGAACGAGGUCGUGGGCCAGCUGGUCGCGGGCGGCGAGACGACGAGCACGGGCGUCCGCGCCGCCCUGCUCUACCUCAUGACGUCGCCGGGCAGCUACCUGGCGCUGCAGCGCGAGAUCGACGAGGCGCUGCGCGAAGGACGCGUCACCACGUGCCCCUUAGCUGAUGCCGAGGUGGGCAAACUGCCGUAUCUGCAGGCCGUGGUCAAGGAGACCCUCCGCAUCUUUGCGCCGGGGGCGUUUUUCCCGAAGAGUAGUCCCAAUGAUCAGACGCUGUGUGGGUUCAAGAUCCCGGCUGGCAUCAGCGUGGAGCUGGCUUACAAACCUGCUUUGCAAAACAAGGAAAUCUUUGGUGAAGACGCCGCUUUCUUUAGACCUGAGCGUUGGAUCGAGGCUGAAGGAAGCCAGUUGACGCUCAUGGAGGAAACUUCCCGAUUCGUAUUCGGUGGUCCCAGCCGGUGGGAAUGUCUAGGCAAAGGCCUGGCCUUGAUGCAAAUGCACAAGGUUAUUUUUGAAAUAUUUCGCCAUUUUGACUUGAGACUGGUAGACCCGGCGAAUCCUUGGAAGGCGUCUGGCACUCGUAUUUGGGUUAUUGAGAACUUCUUUGCACAGGUCACCAAGAGAUCUCCGGUCAGGGAUUAA